GCCACACUAGCCAAAACACAAUUGUCAUUUUAAAAUCAACUGCUUUGUUUUAUUCAGAAAAGAAGUGAUACAAAUGGAGGAGAGUUGGUGGGUGGCGAAUAUAAAGGCUCUGGAGUCGAGGCCACAGCGCCUGGAGGCGCUAACCAAGAUGAAUACAGCGAUUGGUAAGGAGACAGCCCUACCGCGCCAAAUCAUCGGUCGACUGAUGACCACGGCCGAAUUGUAUGAUUGUGCCAAUCCAGAGGUGGAUUCUCAGACGCCCAAGGAUCAGGCUGUCGAUGUGGCCCUGGAACUGUUGGGCCACUGCAUCGAUCAGCUGGCUGUGGACACCGCCGACGAGCAGCUGCCUAGUUUGCUGGGUCGUGGCCUGGCCCACCCGAAUCCUGCCCUGCGUUCUUUGGUGCUGGCCAGCGUUCUCAAGGAGCUGCGCCGUCAGUUGAAUGCCGGUCAGGUGCACACGCUUCCCGGCAAUGAGCUACUCUUUCUCAUUCUGGAUGAACUGAAGCAACCGGAGACGGAUAGCAGUUCCCUGGCCAUUAAUAUACUGUCUAUUGUGCUUGUCCAGCGACUCAGCGAUGCCGGCGUACAGGCCAAGCUGGUGCAGCUUCUGCAGCAAAACGAAAUCGUGCGCUGUCGCACCUACGAACUGGCCGUGGUUCUAGCGAAGGGCAGCGCCACCUCCCUCAGUGCCGUAGAGUUUAUCCUGGAUGCGGCGCUCAGCGAGUUGGAUAACGAUGAUGUCCUUCUACAGGCCACCGUAUUGGAGAUCCUGGUGCCACUGGCCGAACAGAACCAUGGGCUGUCCUUCAUGGAACGCCGUCGUGUUUUUGAUGUGAUCAGCACUAGAGUGCAGCGCAUCGAGGAGAAUCCAUUGGACGCUCUGCUUAUACCGAGUAUUAUGAAGUUCUUCGGAAAGAUUGCCGCCGUCCAGCCGCAAAAGAUCAUUGUCGGCUAUCCACACAUGCUAGCCUGUUUGUUCCAGCAGCUGCAAUCUGAGGAUGAAACCAUUUUGCCGACUGCCAUGGACACGCUGGCCAAUUUGGCCAGUACACCGCAGGGCAAGAUGCUGCUGCACCUACAUUUUAACUUGGCCAUGGAGCAGUCAUUUAAGAAAUACGGUUCGUACACCAAGAAGCUAUCGGCGCUCAUUAAAGAGCGCCUGCUGAACUCGUUAGAUGUGAUUUAUGCCACGGAGACACCUCCUACCAAGGAAAUAAAUUCAAUUCUGAAAACCUGGUAUGAAAGCUUUGCUGGUGGAGCACAGGCGAAUGUUAUCAUGGACCUGAUUAACACGCCAUUCCCUGACCUCCAGUUGGCCGCCUUGGCUCUGCUAAAGACUGUCUGUAAAUAUGCCUGGGGCAUUGUUGCUCUAAAAAACACUGGCGGUGCUGUGGAGUUCCUGCUAUCGCGGCAGAAGGAUCUGCACAAGGACGUCAAGUUCCUUAAAUGGGAAAUCAUGGAGAUGCUAUCCGUUAGUGCCGAGUUUUCGCCAACCGAAACUGUUCGUUUCUCGGCAUAUGUGAACGAGGGACCCUAUCACAUCCAGGCGGAUGUGAAUAUAGCCACCGAACCGCAGGGCAACGCCUAAAGAGCGUAGAUGCCAAGCAUUUACCGCUUUAGAUUAUAAAUCAAAUGUACAGCGACGGGUUCAACUAACAUCUGAAUAUGUAUUUAUAGAAUUACAAUAAGAUUUAACUAUUA
Drosophila eugracilis is the source of this 1701-nucleotide messenger RNA. RefSeq names its product 26S proteasome non-ATPase regulatory subunit 5. The record is from RefSeq and is a predicted model, not a curated record. Lineage: Eukaryota; Metazoa; Arthropoda; Insecta; Diptera; Drosophilidae. The transcript has 2 exons. The coding region runs from base 74 to 1588 and encodes 504 amino acids. Gene Ontology annotation, biological process: proteasome assembly. Gene Ontology annotation, cellular component: cytosol.